AUGGCUUUCAAAUUUGUCCUCCUCAGCUGCCUUUUGGCUCUCGCCAACGCUGGUCUCUUCCUCUCGGUAAGGACCCCAGCCCUCACCCCAAGACUGGGCCAUGGCCUCGCUCCACUGGAGGCCCGUAUCGUCGGUGGCGACGAGGCUGAGGCCGGCGAAUUCCCUCACCAGGUCUCGCUCCAAUUUGGCGCCUCGCUCCAAAGCGUCGCUCACUUCUGCGGAGGCACCAUCAUCCACCCACAGUUCAUCCUGACCGCUGGACACUGUGUCGAUGCUGUCCCCAACUACGGCACAUUCGCUGUCAAAGCUGGCAAGCAUAACCUCAAGAAGAUCGAGGAUAGCGAACAGACCGUCGAGGUCAAGAGCACCUACGUCCACGAACUCUACCCUGGUGAGGUCGCCCCCUACGACAUAGCCCUUCUCAAGCUGAAAGCUCCCCUGAAGUUCACCAAGCGCGUCCAGCCAAUCGCUCUCCCUAAAGCCGGAGUUGAACCAACCGGUGAAGUUACACUUUCCGGAUGGGGCUCUAUCUCCACUACCAUCUGGGACAUCAAGCCUGACAAACUCCAGAAGAUUGAUCUUCCACUUGUUGACCGCAAGACCUGCAACGCCUCCAUCAUCGAGCUUUACAAGGGAGAGCCAUCUGCUCUCCACCCCACCAACAUUUGCACUGGACCUCUCAACGGUGGACAGGGCGCUUGCCGAGGUGACUCUGGCGGCCCAUUGAUCUCCAAGUACGGAAAUGUCAAGGAAGUCGUCGGUGUCGUUUCUUGGGGAUUCGUCCCAUGCGGUGCUGUCAACGCUCCCUCAGUCUACGUCAAGGUCGCUGACUUCGUCGACUGGAUUCAGGAGACCAUUUCUGCCAAUUCCUUUUAAAUUGAAUUUAGCUCAAUUCUGUUAAUAGUGUAAAAUUCCUUUGUACAAAAAUUUGUAACUUAUGACGCGCUACUUUAUUGUAGAAAGAUGACUAUUAUCCUAUCCACUCUCAACAUCACUUAACGUAUGCACCAAUCUCGCAUCGAUGUUGUUUUGUAUAUAAUAAAUUUGAUUAUUCAUUA
This is a messenger RNA of Nasonia vitripennis (jewel wasp), 1058 nucleotides long. RefSeq names its product serine protease 49 (gene SP49). Gene Ontology annotation, biological process: proteolysis. Gene Ontology annotation, molecular function: serine-type endopeptidase activity. The transcript is spliced from 4 exons. The coding region runs from base 1 to 876 and encodes 291 amino acids. The record is from RefSeq and is marked inferred. NCBI's taxonomy places the organism in Eukaryota, Metazoa, Arthropoda, Insecta, Hymenoptera, Pteromalidae.